Molecule: messenger RNA, 6795 nt
Organism: Alligator sinensis (Chinese alligator)
Lineage: Eukaryota; Metazoa; Chordata; Crocodylia; Alligatoridae
Product: zinc finger BED domain-containing protein 6-like
Exons: 2
Coding region: 2878-5634 (918 amino acids)
Molecular function (GO): protein dimerization activity; DNA binding
Source: RefSeq, a predicted model, not a curated record
AGUGUGAUUUUGGACCAUAUCAGGUACUGUGUGAUAACUGCCAACAUAUGUGCUCUUUUCCAAUGGUACGUGUGAGUUUGCUCACAUUUGCUGUGUGGUAAGAAUGUGCACAUUGAUAAACAUGCCAGAUCCUAUUCUACUUAUUAGGCAUCUAAGUGUGAGCCUCUCUGCCUUGCUCAAGUCCCUGAAAAAAUGUUAGCAUGCAUACUUUUAUAGCAUAUCAUCUUAGUCUUAAAACUAAGUCACAAAAAACAGUAAGCAGGAGGAGGACACACCCAAUUUUAACAUUACCUGUUUUCUAGGAACUUGGGUGGAAUAGGACCAUACUUAGGGGCCUAGAUCCAUUUAGAGCAUCUGAUAGAACAGUAGGGGGCCAAGCUCACUGCCACUCUGAUCCCCAUCCUCUGACCAAUCUGCUGCUCUGCUUGCUGCUCCCUACUCUGUACUCCUUGCCUGAUUAUCACCUCUGCUUUCUGCUGCUAGCACUGUGCUCCCUGCCCAGUCUGUUCUGUUAUCUGCUUCCUGCUCUCAUAGCUGCUGCGCUGCCUGCCCCUCUCUGAUCUGCUGGGUGCCAUGCACAGAGGCUGCCCCUGCCACUUGUAGCACUCAUGGCGCUGGCUGGCCAUCCCUGUAACAGAAGGAUCUAAUCUUUACAGUGGAGUAGCUGACAAGCUGCAAGUUCACCUUCUAGCUUCUGCUUUAUGAUAUCUUGUUUGUGCAGCGAAGCCUUCAAUCAUCGCUGGGUAAAGAACGUGCAUUUUCUUAACAGUUAAACACUGCAUUUAAAGGCCAAAUUUAAAGACUUUAAAAGUCAAUUAAUUUAUGUAGUCUUCUUUUCUCUAUCAUGUGAUAAGUAUUCAUUGAUCAACACCAGAGCCACCUCUGGAGCUAAAAGCUGAAUUUGCAGCUUGAGCUAAAAUGCUAGUUUUGGAUAUGAACAACUUAUUUCCUCUGUGAAGCAAGCACUGAGAGUCGCCUGUCACACAUGAUACCCUUUGGUUACACUUUAACUUGCCCUUUUGUGUAUUUCCAGUGAAUAGUCCCCCUUCUUUCUAUUCUGUGCCAUUUCUCUUCCCCUCUACACACACUGGACCUUCUGUCCACCUCUCCUCUUCCCCUUUUGGCAUUUUUGUCAACCAAGAAUACAACCAAGGUCCAAGAACCGGACAUCAUACACAGGGAGCUGGGCUUAAUGAAGAUACAAGCCCUGCACAGAAAUGAAUGGCAGCAACAUACCAUUCUCCAUGUCUGCAGAGGGCAUCUGAAAUAAAAAAAAGAACGGUGUGAUCUGAAACUCAGUGUAAACUCUUUCUAUAACAGAAUCCUGAGUGGAAAGGAGGAGGACAGUCUUGACAUAAAUGCCCUGAGGAAGAGGGACUUCAUGAGAUGUCACCUAGCAGAUCCAAAGGGGAUGCGUCCCAGAAUCCUCACCACUGGGAAUCUGACAAGAAUAAGCCCAGACUGGGAAGGCAGCAGAAAAACCCUCCAGAGAAGAGAGAGAUAAAUACAUUCCCUGCCCAGGAGGUCUCAGGAAGGUCAUUUUCCACCAGAAAACCCCAUCUGGGAGAGAGGCAAAAUACAUGUGCUGACUGUGGGGCAAGACUUUAUGCAGAGCUCAGGCUCACAAGAAUUUGCCCAGGAAAGAAAAUCUUUGAGUGCCCCGAGUGCAAGAAAGUCAGCAUCUUUGAAGAAUUGGCACUGACACCACACUGGGGAAUGCAUGGCAAGGGAAACCCAUAGCUGUGUGCGUCCUUGCUGUGCAAAACACUUCCAUCGGAGUAGGUGUUUCUGUAGGAGAAUCCAGUGCCACUGCCCCAUUCAGGCAAAAUGAAAUAGUGAUCGUUGGAGGACCUUAAAGGCUGGGGAGGACGGAGUUGUUUAUUCCAUAAUUGGCCAACAAAGGACAUGCAGGACUUGCUUAUCAGUUAGAUCCUUAGGAGGAGGGGGCAAGGGGACUGAUGAUCUGAUGGUUCCUUAGUGUGAGUAGCAGAUGAUAGGAGAUAAGAUGGACAUGGGGUUUGUCCUUUGAUUUUAUUAGUGGCCUGUACGAUAUGAAUUAGCAUAUUUCUGACCCGUUUAGAAAUGGGAUAGGAUAGGUGCCCUGACAACAGAAAUGCUCAGUGCAUUUAAUGUUUGCAGGAUCCUCUAUCUCAGCAAAAAGUCUGAGGACUGAACCCACCACAGUGUCUGCAAUCGUUACCCCUCCCUGAAGGUGGUUCUCCUGUGGUAGGACUGAAAUGCAGCGCUCUGAUACCCUGCCUAGAGCACAGAGAGAAAUUGUCUGCAAACUAUUUACUCAGCAAAUCCAGCCUCUCUCCUUGCUGGUGGCAGCAAGCCACAGAUUCCUCUUGUCCACUUCCUGUAUGAUAGUACUUGAUAACUCAUUGGCAUAGUGUUAAUUUGUUUGUGGCAAUACUUGAUAGCCAUUCUGAACGGCCUUGGUUAGCAGUGAUUUUACACGUGGUGUUUACUGUUUCCCCUAGUGUGAAAGGAAUAACUCUGUAAGAAGGACUUGAGGGGACUGCUAUGGCUCUGAGUAUCUCAGGGAGAGGGAGCAGCUUAGCAGGGGACAAGAAAAGAAGGCUAGGGAAAGGCAGAUUAUUUUAAAAUCUCUUCUAUACAUCACCACUGGCCUUACCUGAAAUGCCAUUCCUAGAUCACUUUGGCUGCCAGUGGGUGCAAGAUUUCAGUGUAACGAUGCAGGUGCAGCCUACAAUGUGUGUGAUGAGGGUUCAGUCAGCAUCUUGUCUGGUUCAUUUUAAGUGUUUAAGUGUCAGAGUCCUGCAGUGGGGUUUGGAGCCCUGUCCCAUUCACCAUCAGUAGUGAGCACGGUCCUACCCAGAGUAGCCUACAGCCUCUACCAGUCACUGGAACACCAUGAAAAGAAGCAAUCGUAGCAACACAGGAUGGAGGAACUUGUCUGCCAAGCAGCCACGUGUAAGCCCUAACCAUAUGACUGGGAUAAGUCCAAAUGCUGGCUCUGCCUUAGAGUUGUCCUCACAGCCAGGUACGUCUGUCAGCCACCAAUCACCAGAAUCUGCCACAGAGAAACACCACUUAUCUGUGCCUGCUGUGUCUGGGAUCAUUGGGGAGUCUGGCACUGGGGGCCCCCUUUUUAUUCCAGAUGAGGUGUUGCAGGUUAUCAAGGCUGAGGCUGAUGAGGAUGGAGCCAGCGUGGCUGGAGAGGCAGGCUCAUCAGGGGGCGAUACAUUUUCAGGCUACUCCUCUGGGGUAGAUGGGGAGGCUCCCAUGGAUCCGAUCACCCCUGAGGGUAUGGAGGGAGAAGAGGAGGUCAGUGAUGGGUUGGGACACUCUGGUGGGUUAGAAGGAGAAGUCAAGCAUCCAGUGCUAAUAAACUCAUACUUCGCCAGCAUCCAAAAACAAAGCAAACAAGCUCUCCAGAUUGGGGGGGAGAUCAGCCCUGAGCCAAGGGAGGCCAUAACAGAUAACAAGGCAGAGGAAAAUUCCCACACUGUUGUCCCUACUACUUCAUAUGUGCCAGGGGUAAGGGUGCAGGGCACGAGGCCAGGAAGGUACCAUCGACAGAAGUCAUGGGUGUGGGAAUACUUCUCCAUUGACCCUGGGGAUCCCACCCGUGUCACUUGCAUGAUCUGCCAGCAGAUGGUCAAGCGGGGAACCGACCCCAAACGUCUGGGUACGUCCUCACUUGGCAACCACAUCAAACACAACCACAAUGUUGUCUACAUGCAUCAGAAGAACCUGAGUGGGCAGCAGCCUGGCACAGGUGGGGCAACGGAGCCUCACUCGACCUUACAUGGUGCCACACUAAAGCAGAGGCCAGAGUGUAGCACCAGCCGGGCCCCCGCCAUCACCAAGAGACUUGGCACCUACGCUUCCCACCUGUCAGUCAGUGAGAGUGUGCAGAGCAGCACGAAAUACCACCGGGCACACCCUCGGGCACUCGCACUGAAUGCUGCUUGCGCCAAGAUGCUAGCUCUUGACCUCCUGCCCUUCUCCCAUGUGGAGGGUGAGGGCUUCCGAGAAAUGAUGGCAGCAGCUGCUCCACGCUGGCAGGGGCCCAGCCGCUCCUUCUUUUCCAAAAGGGCAGUGCCAGAGCUGUGCCGGGCAGUGAAGGCCUCAGUGCUGCAGGCUCUCAGGGGCUGCAAGGGUGGCCGGGUGCACCUGGCAGUGGACAUGUGGACCAGCGGGCAAACCACUGACUACAUGUCCAUCAGCGCCCAUUGGGUGAGCCUGAGCAACAGCAGCAUCCUGCGCCAGCAUGCCACUCUCUUCAUGUGUGGUCUGGAAAAACAGCACAGUGCUCGGCAUGUGCUGGAGAGGCUGCAGGCCGUUAUUGGGGAGUGGCUGACACCCCUCUCCCUUUCGCCAGGCUUCGUAGCCUCAGACGAUGGGCAGCGUGUGAGGCGGGCUCUGCGGGAGGGUGGCUUUCCCCACGUCAUGUGUCUGGCGCACUGCCUAGCCCUCGUGGUGCGGGAGUUCCUACACAGCAAUGAGGAAGUGGACAGGGUCCUGGCAGCCACCAGGAAGAUCUGCACCUAUUUCAGCUGCUCCUACGCUGCCCGCCACCUCCUCUGGGAGCUGCAGGUUGAAAAUCACCUGCCCCGGCACCAGCUAAAGAAAGAGGUGGCUGCCCGGUGGAGCUCCACCCUGCGCAUGCUGGAGCGGCUCUACGAGCAGCGAGCUGCUAUCCAGGCCUGCCUGCGCCGCUCUGCCCAGGCCCAGCGGGACAGGGGGCUGCACCUGGCACCGGGUGACUGGCCCCUCAUCCACGCACUUUGCCAGAUCCUGCGGCCCUUUGAUGAUGCCACAAAGCUGGUGAGCGGCGCUAAUGUGGGCAUCAGCCAGGCCAUCCCACUUAUCUGUCUGCUGGAGAAGAAGCUGCUUUCGCUAGUGCAGCAGUAUGAGGGAGAGGGUAACGAGACUGGCCUGGCCUUGGCCCACAGCCUGCUGCAAACCUUGCAGGGCAAUCGGCAGAUAAUGGAGAUACGCAGCCAAGAGCACUACAUCCUUGCCACCUACAUGGACCCCAGGUUUAAAAAUAACAUGGCUGCCUUCAUGCCCAGUGGGGACAGCAGCCUACACUGCUGGACACAGAGACUGAUUGAUGAGGUGGCUGAGAAUAUCCGGGACACCAGUGAGACAAGCACGGGCCAGAGGCAGCAGCAGUGUGAGGGCAGUGCCUCAGACCGGGGCAGGUCCCUUUGGGACAGCCUGGAGGACUUUGGACUCAUAAGCGUGGCCCCUGCCUCCCAGGAUUCGGCCAAGGCCCAGGCAGCACAAAUAGUAGAGGGAUACCUGCAGGACACUGUCCUCAUGUCUGCCAGUGCGGAGCCGCUGCUGUACUGGCAGCUCAAGAGGGAUGUCUGGCUGCCUCUCUUCCAGGUGGCUGUACAGCAUCUGAGCUGUCCCCCCUCCAGCCUAUACUCUGAGCAGCUCUUCACCACAGCAGCCACCAUUGUGAAGAACAGGCGGACUUGCCUCUCCACAGGCAGCGUGGAGAGCUUGGCCUUCAUCAAGAUGAACAAGCACUUGCUCCCACGGGAGUACAGGGUGCCAGAGCAUGUGGCUGGUGGCCAAGAUGUGGCUCUGCAAGAUAUAGAGGAGGAAGAAGAGGAGGAAGAGGAGGAGGAGAUGGACGAUAUCAUGGAGUGACUCUAAUCAAGGGGCACCACCUUCUUAGCAUGCACGGUGCUGGGAACCAGUUUGCGCUUGUCUUACUAACACUGGGAACUCGCACACAGGAAGGGGACAACUUGGUUGGCAAGGGGCGUUGAUCCCUCCCAGUGUCAGCACUCCUUUCUCUCGCUCUCUGUUUGUUUGGCUGCAGUUCAAGGACUUGGAUUUUUCUGCCUUUUCCUACUCAUCUGCAAACAGGCAGCUGUACAAAGAGCAGCCUUGAGGUUUUCAAUGGGCCUGUGAUUAUCAUUAUCUAACUAUUUGUAUGUUUGUGUAUAAUAUAUCUAUAGCUAUAUAUAUAUUUUUUUUUUUUUGCGGCAUUUUAUGAUCCACAACGGGAAAUCGUUGUGCUUAAAUAAGGGCAGCAUCGUUGCCUGACUUAACAAAGCUACCUUUUGACCAGUACAGAGAUGGCAGUGAAGCCCUUGACAGGACCUGUGUCAGUGAUGAUAUGCCAGCAUCGUCUUUCCACUUAUGGGCAUGUCUGUACAAAGAUUUGCGCACAUGCAACCCUACCACUGACUUUGGGUCAAUUGUAACUGGCCCCUGCAGAAAGAUCUUAGUAGAAGAAUAUUGGUUGGGAUAACAGAAAAGACGUUCAGGGUACAAAGCUGUUUAUCCCUUUGAGAGGUCUGCUUUAUGGGGCCUCCCAGUUUAAUAUUGUAAAACCUGUCAUUAAAUUGACCAGAAAAACAAACGUUCCAGUAGUGGUGAGAUUCCAGGAACUUUUUGCUAGCAAUACCUUGUAAUGCUGGUCAUUACAUGUGUUUUAAGAAAACAGUCUGAACAUUAAUGCCAGUGUUUUCAGAAACCACGUGGCUAAAAUUGCAGGAAAAAGGAUGACAUUUUCAGAAGUGCCUAAACAUGAGCUGAUAGAUUUGCUAUGGGACUUGCACUCCUAACCCUUUAAGUAGUUUUAAAAAUCCCACUCAAAAUCCAGAAACUGGUUUAGGUGCCUAACUCUGGCCACUGGCCUGGGGAACUUUUGAUCUAAUGCAGCCAUCAGCAAUGUUCUUACAUUGAUGCAUACUUACCCGUGAAUGGGUUUUGUCCCUAAGCUGAAUAAAAGUUAUAUGUUUAAAAAGCGGGGAAAGCAGAGAUAUUCUUCAUUCAGCCCUGCCUUGAAAAUGUACAUUA